GUUUGAAAAGGCAGCGAACAAAGAAAACCGUAUGAGCGCCACCUCCACCUUAAUUCCAUCCCUUUCCCAAUCCCUCUCUUCUCUUCUAUCUUCAUAUCGCAACAUAACAUGCAGGAAUAGCAGAUACAAAUGCUAUUCAAUUCCAGUCUUCUUUGUUAAUUUCCAAAUCAUCAAAAAGAAAACCCAAAUCUUGUGAUCAAUUUCAUGCAACCCACUCCGCACUCUCCAGAUCCCUUCUUCUAAAUACAAGAACACAUACAUCUAUACGUACACAAUUGCUUCUUUUUGUUGAUGUUCAUCUAAGAUACCCAAAGGACGAAGUGAGAGAUGGUUGCUUUUGGGAAAAAGUUAAAAGACAGACAAAUCGAAGAAUGGCAAGGAUACUACAUCAAUUACAAACUUAUGAAGAAAAAAGUUAAACAAUAUGCUCGACAGAUUGAAACCGGAGGUAUUGAACGUAGAUACGUUCUCAAAGACUUCUCAAGAAUGCUCGAUAUCCAGAUUGAAAAAGUUGUUCUCUUUUUACUGGAACAACAAGGGAUUCUUUCUAGCAGGAUAGCCAAGUUUGGAGAACAACAAGAAACUCUUCAAAUCGAGCUUGAUUUAGUCAAAAUAGCUGCUUUGAGAGAAGGUUAUAGAGACAUUGGAAGAGAUCUACUAAAGCUUCUGUUUUUCGUUGAGAUAAAUGCAAUUGGACUUCGUAAGAUCCUUAAAAAGUUCGAUAAACGUUUAGGCUACGGAUUUACUGAUUACUAUGUUAAAACACGAGCGAAUCAUCCUUAUUCCCAGCUUCAACAAGUCUUCAAGCAUGUGGGUUUAGGGGCUGUGGUAGGGGCCAUAUCUCGAAAUCUAGCAGAACUUGAAGAUCGUCAGGGGAGUUACUUAUCGAUUUAUGAUCAACCUACUCGCCCUCUUCAGGAUCCUGUAAUCGACGCAAUAAGAGCAGCUGUAGACAGAUUAUCUUACUCGACAAAUUUUCUUACUUUUCUGGGGCAACAUGCUCUUAUCAUGCACGAAGAACUACCAAUGCCUACAGAGGAAAACCCCGAUGAUGAAAGAUACAAUUUCAUGUCACUUUUCAUGAAUUUGGUGAAUACAUUUCUUUAUAUGGUGAAUACGUAUAUCAUCGUCCCAACAGCAGAUGACUACUCCAUGAGCCUAGGAGCUGCAGCAACUGUUUGUGGGGUUGUGAUCGGUGCCAUGGCUGUUGCUCAAAUCUUUUCUUCAAUCUAUUUUAGCGCCUGGUCAAACAAAUCGUAUUUCAAACCUUUAGUCUUUAGCAGCAUCCUUCUUUUUAUAGGAAAUGUAAUGUAUGCAUUGGCUUAUGAUUUCAACUCCAUAUCAGUGCUUCUACUCGGUCGUUUGUUUUGUGGUCUUGGGUCUGCUAGAGCAGUGAACCGAAGGUACAUCAGUGAUUGUGUCCCACUCAAGAUCCGAAUGCAGGCUUCAGCAGGUUUCGUUAGUGCGAGUGCUCUUGGAAUGGCUUGUGGGCCCGCUCUUGCGGGUUUACUACAAGUGAAAUUCAAGAUUUAUAUGAUUCAUAUUAACCAAAAUACGUUACCUGGUUGGGUUAUGGCUGUUGCAUGGCUUUUUUAUCUUAUAUGGCUUUCGAUUUCAUUUCGAGAACCUGAUCGUCUUUCCCACAAGGAUCUUGUCCAUGAUUAUGACACACGUCAAGUGGGGAGUGAUGCCCUUGAGAAAGGUGCAACACAGCCACUAUUAAGCUCAGAGGCACACCAAGAUGGUGAAGAUGAUGAUCAAGAAUGUGACGUCAGUGAGGAACUAUUGGAAGACUCACAUGCACCCGUUAGUUCCUUAAAGGCAGCAUAUAAGUUACUCACACCUUCUGUAAAGGUCCAGUUGCUGAUAUAUUUUAUGCUAAAGUACGCAAUGGAGAUCUUGUUGGCAGAAUCUAGUGUCAUAACUUCAUACUACUUUCACUGGACUACUGGUAAAGUUUCAAUAUUUCUUGUGUGCCUCGGCCUAACUGUUCUUCCUGUAAAUAUUAUCAUCGGACGCAAUAUCAGCAACAUUUUUGAAGACAGACAAAUAUUACUAGCAUCCGAAAUCAUGGUGUUUUUGGGGAUUCUCGCAAGUUUUAACGUAAUAAUUCCUUACACCGUGACUCAGUAUGUCUUGUCAGGACUCGUGAUGUUUGUUUCUGCCGAAGUUUUGGAAGGUGUGAAUCUAUCGCUUCUUUCUCGUGUGAUGUCAUCAAGGCUAUCCCGUGGGACUUAUAAUGGUGGAUUAUUGUCGACUGAAGCUGGAACAAUCGCGCGAGUGAUUGCAGAUGCUACAAUAACAUUAGGAGGGUAUGCGGGGGAGAGUAGACUCUUGAAUGUCACUUUACUACCUUCUCUUGCAAUCUGCAUAUUGACGAUUAUUUGCACGUGUUUGACUUACAAUUCACAAUACUGAUUGAUAUCUAUAUAUUAUCUUGAUGUAUUGGAGUUUGAAUCAUACACGUAAGAGG
This is a messenger RNA of Lactuca saligna, 2473 nucleotides long. Lineage: Eukaryota; Viridiplantae; Streptophyta; Magnoliopsida; Asterales; Asteraceae. The record is from the annotation of a GenBank genome assembly.